Messenger RNA from Sinocyclocheilus anshuiensis, 1165 nucleotides. RefSeq names its product axin interactor, dorsalization-associated protein. Gene Ontology annotation, cellular component: membrane. Gene Ontology annotation, molecular function: phosphatidylinositol binding. NCBI's taxonomy places the organism in Eukaryota, Metazoa, Chordata, Actinopteri, Cypriniformes, Cyprinidae. The transcript is spliced from 10 exons. Gene Ontology annotation, biological process: determination of ventral identity. The record is from RefSeq and is a predicted model, not a curated record. The annotation marks the transcript as partial.
UUAUUUUGUAAACGCGUCUUCCGGCGCAGUCGCAGGUAGUUCGGUUGCACUCGCAUCAGGCUUGUGUCGGUGUGCGGCGGUGCCACCGGAGCAUCCGGAGCCCAGUGGGUGUCCCAGCGGUGCGCAGCAAUGCGGCGCUGGAGAUAAAACUUCACCAGCGAUGUCAGAGCCCGGAGCUUUCGCCUAACUUCAACCCGAGAAGAUGUCAGAUGUCACCAAAACUGUCCAGAAAUGGCACGCGAGUUUUAAAAAGGGCACGAACUUUGAUUCGUGGGGGCAGCUGGUGGAAGCCAUCGAUGAGUAUCACAUACUUGCGAGGCAGCUUCAGAAAGCGGUGCAGUCGUCAAACUCACAUGAUUUCACAGAGGAGCAGAAGAAAACCCUUGGAAAGUUUGCAACAUGCCUUGAAAUGCGAAGUGCGUCCUUACAGUGCACACAAUCUCAAGAGGAGUUCAAGUUAGAAGACCUGAAAAAACUGGAGCCCAUUAUUAAGAACAUUCUGACUUACAACAAAGAUUUCCCUUUUGAUGUCCAACCAGUGCCUUUGAGGAAGAUUCUUGCGCCGGGUGAGGAGGAGAACCUCGAGCUUGAGGAGGAGCUGGACGCUGGGACUGGAGCAGGUUCAAAACCAUCAUUCCCUUCAAGGGUUCCUGGUACGCUGUUGCCACGGUUACCCUCAGAGCCUGGAAUGACUUUGCUCUCGCUGACGAUAGAGAAGAUCGGUCUGAAAGACGCAGGACAGUGCAUCGACCCGUACAUUACAGUCAGUGUUAAAGAUCUGAACGGUAUAGACUUGAACCCGGUUCAGGACACGCCAGUGGCCGCGCGGAAGGAGGACACGUAUAUUCAUUUCAGCAUGGAUGUAGAAAUCCAGAAACAUCUAGAAAAACUACCAAAAGGUGCAGCUAUUUUCUUCGAAUUCAAACACUAUAAACCCAAGAAAAGAUUCACAAGCACUAAGUGUUUUGCUUUCAUGGAAAUGGAUGAGAUCAAACCAGGUCCCAUUGUUAUAGAACUGUACAAGAAACCGACCGACUUCAAGAGGAAAAAACUCAACCUCCUGACAAAGAAACCACUUUACCUGCACCUCAACCAGACUUUGCACAAAGACUCAAAGAUCCGACAGUCUGUUUUGCACCUUUGUAAUUCACUGAUAACCACCAAA